AUGGCAGCUAUCACUGCGACGAUGAGUCCAUCCUCUUCCAUUGCUGGAGGCGUCGGUCCCAAUACUGCCUUGCCUCCGGUACCAGCGAUGGAGCCUCGCUUCUCGCUGCCCGAUAGCACGCCUAGAUCCAGCAAGACGUCCAUCAUCAUAGGCGGUGUCACCGUUUAUAUCUUGGGUCUGGAAGAGCUUCAAGCCAGUCGCAAGGACGGACAAGUUACCGUACUAUACCUUGCGCACAUGCGUAAAAGCACAUAUACCGUCACGGAGAACCUCGGACAUGAGAUCUUGUACAGAUACAAGCAACACUGUAAAGGAGAUCAGAGUCGACGCGGUCUCAUCGCCGUGACGAUGGAUAUGCGGAAUCACGGUGCAAGAGAGAUUAGCAGGUUAGCUAAUCUUACCUGGCAAGAUGGCAACGAGACGCAUGCCUCCGAUCUCAUAUCCGUCAUCGAUGGUUCGGCUACCGACUACCAAGUGGUCAUGUCACAUUUACCCUCCUAUCUGCCCCAACAAUUCGAUUACGUCAAGAAUGUCUUCAUGGGUGUUUCACUCGGAGCUCACACGGCUUAUCGAGUUUCCCAACUCUCUCCCUCUAUCGACGGUUACAUCACGGUCGUAGGCUGCCCUUCCCUCUCUUCUCUCCUCCUCUCUCGGCUCGGCGUUCUACCUUCAACAUGCAACGUCAGGCCAAGCGAGAUGGAUAAGGUGGACUAUUCAACUUUGAAGAGGAUCAUGAGCCCAGAUCAACUCAGAAAGUAUCCUAAGAAUCUCGCUCGGAUACUAUCAAGUCAAGAUGAAGCCAUCUUUGAGCAUUUUCCCAGAAACGUUCCGGUAUUGAUGUGUGGCGGCAAGCUUGAUCCAUUGGUCCCGACCCUUUUGACGGUGGACUGGUUGGAUCGAAGGGGAACAGCGAGCUCGGACGAUAAGACUACUUUGUUUGUACAGGAGAAUACGGGGCAUAGUUGUACGAAGGAGAUGGUGGCUAUGGCUGCCAAGUGGAUAUUCACAAACUUCUCAUAG
Molecule: messenger RNA, 1020 nt
Organism: Kockovaella imperatae
Lineage: Eukaryota; Fungi; Basidiomycota; Tremellomycetes; Tremellales; Cuniculitremaceae
Exons: 3
Coding region: 1-1020 (339 amino acids)
Source: RefSeq, a predicted model, not a curated record